AUGAUUUUUUUUUGUGAUCGUCCGUCUUCUGAAAUGUGGGGAAAAACUGCUAAGCAGAAGGCACUACUUGUCUCUUUAGUUAAGAUGCAUAAAUGCGUGAUUAGGAUAGAAAAAAAGGAUAUCAUUGCCGCCAAUAAAAAACUAAAGGAACUAAAGGAAACGGAAGAUAAUGAAGAAAUUAUUCCAAUAACAGAUAAAGAAGAGGAAGAAGACGAAAAAGGCGAAGACGAUGAAGAAGAAUUAAUUCCCCGGAGAAAGACAAGAUCAAUCACAAAUAAUAAUAAGGGGAAAAUUGAUCAGAAAAUAGGGAAUAAAUCGAAAAGUGAAUAUGAAGAUGAUGGGGAAAUUGAUGAUAUUUCACAUCUCGGCUUUUUUCAUCAAGUACAAACAACAACACCAACAACAACAACAACAGCAGCAGUAGCUAAUGACGUUUUAUUUCCAUGCGAUAAAUGCGGUGUUCAAUUCUCGCGUAGAGAUGUACUUUUCGAUCAUAUUUUUAGUGAGCAUUUCGAUCAAAAAUUAACGCAAAAAAAUUUCACCUGCGAAGUAUGUCAAAGAAGUUAUGCGUCGCGUAGUAAUUUACGUCGUCAUCAACGUCACGAAUGUAAUACCACUCCUUCGUUUAUUUGUCCAUUUUGUAAUCAGGCAUUUAAAUACGAUCAUGUACUUCAUAGACACAUGACUAGUGUUCACGCAGAUUUUUUAAGUUUUCCCCUACCACACGUGGAGUUCAACUAUUUUUUGCAUUCGUCAUCGUCGAACGAGAGUGCGAGCGUUUUUGGAGGGAAAGACGGGGUCGAGGGAACAAGUUCAAAAUACUAUUCGCCAUCGAGGACACGAAGUAAUUCGGGAAAAUCGUCCGAAAUGAAACCAUUUAAAUGUCCAAAGUGUGAUCGAACAUUUGCCGUUAAGGGCAAUAUGAAUAGACAUCUUAAAUACGAGUGUAAUCAAGCGCCAAAAUUCUCCUGUCCACAUUGUCAUUUUCGUUCGAAGCAAAGUUCCAAUGUUUUGGCUCACAUUAGAGCACACUUUACGAUACUGGAUUCGUUUGUCAGUUAUGAUCAGCCCGGUGAGAAUGUUGAUGAUGGAACGGGGAAAAAUUUACAUUUCUGUCCAAAAUGUAAACGUGGUUUUACAUUGAAGGGAAAUCGCAAUCGCCACUACAAAUAUGAAUGCGGUCAGGAACCACGUUUUGGCUGUCCAUAUUGCGAUCUACAUAAUUUGGAUUCAUCGUAUCCUUAUGAAGAUUGUGAUUAUAAAAUGGACCCGUCGAGGAGAAUGUAUGGCGAUUAUGUCUGUUCAAAGUGUGGAAAAUUCUACAAAUCACUAGGAACAUUGCAACGUCAUUUAAAUUACGAGUGUGGUUUGGCACCUCGAUUCAAAUGUCCCUAUUGUAAUUAUUAUACGAAGCAAAAGAUCAACGUCAAAAAGCAUAUUAUCAGAAAUCAUAUUGACAAAUCGAUUUAUGUUAUCGAUACAAUGAGCACUAUCGACAUGCCACUUGACAGAGGAAACUUCAGGCUGAAAACAAAUUUGAAUAAAUAUUCUUGUACAACCUGUGGAAAGACGUACAAGUGGAGACAAGGUUUAAUAAGACAUAGAAAAUAUGAGUGCAAUGUUCCACCAAUGUUUCAGUGCGUCUAUUGUCCGCACAGAUCUAGACAUAAGGAUAAUUUAAUGAAGCAUGUUUUCGCAAAGCAUGUCGACCGCAAUCAACUGUAA
This is a messenger RNA of Leptopilina heterotoma, 1725 nucleotides long. RefSeq names its product zinc finger protein 808-like. The transcript has 8 exons. Gene Ontology annotation, cellular component: nucleus. Gene Ontology annotation, molecular function: RNA polymerase II transcription regulatory region sequence-specific DNA binding; DNA-binding transcription factor activity, RNA polymerase II-specific. Gene Ontology annotation, biological process: regulation of transcription by RNA polymerase II. Lineage: Eukaryota; Metazoa; Arthropoda; Insecta; Hymenoptera; Figitidae. The record is from RefSeq and is a predicted model, not a curated record. Bases 1 to 1725 code for a protein of 574 amino acids.